This is a messenger RNA of Melitaea cinxia (Glanville fritillary), 1681 nucleotides long. RefSeq names its product esterase FE4-like. Lineage: Eukaryota; Metazoa; Arthropoda; Insecta; Lepidoptera; Nymphalidae. The transcript has 3 exons. The record is from RefSeq and is a predicted model, not a curated record. The coding region runs from base 263 to 1654 and encodes 463 amino acids.
AGGGAAAUUGAAAGGGUCCGUUGGAGAGCUAGUUGAUGGUUCUUCCUACUUUAGUUUUAAAGGAAUACCAUAUGCAACACCACCUCUUGGUAAUCUGAGGUUUAAGGCUCCUCUACCACCGAAAUCAUGGAGAGGCGUUCGCGAUGCGACAGACUUCGGUCCUAUUUGUACACAAUUCAAUUCGACAUACCAAGGUGAUGAGGACUGCUUGUUUCUAAACGUGUACACGAAAUCAUUAGACAAAAAUGCUAAAAUACCUGUUAUGGUAUACAUCCAUGGUGGUUCUUAUUACGAGGGCUCUGGGGAUUUCUUUACGCCGGAUUUCUUCUUGCAACACGAUGUAAUAUUAGUAACAUUGAACUAUAGACUGGAGUUGCUGGGUUUCUUAUCGUUAGAUAUACCAGAAGCGCCAGGUAAUGCUGGUAUGAAAGACCAAGUGGCGGCUCUGCGAUGGAUUCAAAAAAAUAUUGAUCAAUUCGGAGGUGACAAGAAUAGUGUUACUAUUUUUGGCGAAAGUUCAGGAGCAUCUUCGGUCACUUACCACAUGUUGUCACCUAUGUCGCAAGGUCUGUUUCACAAAGUGAUCGCUCAAAGUGGUGUUGCAAUUCACGAUUGGGCCAUUGGUAAAGGGUCAAAGGAGCGAGCGUUUCGUGCAGGAAAGAUUUUAGGAAAAGAUACGAAAGACGUCCACGAAUUGCUCGAUUUUUUCAAAAGCUUAGACGCGAAUUCUCUGACUAACCUUACUUUUGCGACCCUAACUCCAGACGAAAGAUAUAGAGGACUUCCAGAAAAGUUUGUACCUGUGGUCGAAAAGAAAUUUCCUAACGUGGAACCUUUCAUCACUGAAGACCCUUUGGAAGUACUCGUUAAGGGAAUUAAUAAUGUUAAUAAAGUCCCGCUCAUGCUUGGUUAUAACUCUGGUGAGGGUUUAAUAAUACUAAAUGAUCACAUCACGAAAUUGGACGUAUAUAAUAAAGAACCUUCGUAUUAUGUACCGAGGGAAGUAGCAGAAAGAGUUUCAAAAGAGAAAUUAAAAGAAUUCGGCGAUAGAAUCAAGAAAUUUUAUGUUGGAGACAGAAAUAUUACCGAAAAUGAUAAGAGUAUAAUCACGGAUAUGCAAACCGAUAUGCAUUUUUCGUUCAAUACGCAUAGAUUUGCGCAUUUGUACACUUAUAUGUGUGGAGUGUCCUACAUGUACAGGUUCAACUACGAGACAGACUUGAACAUCAUUAAAAUAGCUCUGGGUCUCCAGGAUCUAAGGGGAGUUAGCCAUGCCGAUGAACUAUUUUAUAUGUUCUACAAUUAUUUAAACGAAAUACCUUACGAUAAUGAAAAGAAAUUAAGAGACAUCGUGUUUCAAGUCACUAAACUAUGGACUAACUUCGCGAAAACUGGUCAACCAACACCUGAUGAGAGUUUAGGAGUGACAUGGCAACCCUACACUAGGGAAGGCAGGGAGUACCUCAAUAUCGGCGAACCGCUCGUAAUGGGUCGAUUCGCGGACAAGGAGCGAAUGCUCUUCUGGGACAAAAUAUAUGAGGAAGCCGGCGUUCAGCACUUGAAGCAUAUUUUCUUUCCUUAUCAAAUAAAGCAACACGAACCAUCUAUUACUAUUUUAAAUGAAAAUCUUUGUUUUAGUUAUAGCAAAGUAUAAAUAAUGAAUAUAUUAAUAAAACAAUUU